Molecule: messenger RNA, 3565 nt
Organism: Alligator mississippiensis (American alligator)
Lineage: Eukaryota; Metazoa; Chordata; Crocodylia; Alligatoridae
Product: ubiquitin carboxyl-terminal hydrolase CYLD
Exons: 14
Coding region: 283-3399 (1038 amino acids)
Biological process (GO): regulation of mitotic cell cycle; positive regulation of extrinsic apoptotic signaling pathway; necroptotic process
Cellular component (GO): cytosol
Molecular function (GO): cysteine-type deubiquitinase activity; K63-linked deubiquitinase activity
Source: RefSeq, a predicted model, not a curated record
CAGGUACGCGCUGGUGCUGAGGCUGAGGGCUAUAGUCCCCGCAUGGGAAGCUCAGUGUACUGGGGACCUCAUGCUCCACCUGGAGGGGGAGACCUCAUGAAUGCAACCCCGAGGGGCUCCUCCACCCCCUCCCUGAAAUGCCCUGCAAGUCCCCCUGCAGCACCCACAUGUGCAGAGACCUGCUGCCCCUUAGCACCUCUUACAUAACACAGCACCCCUCCCCUGAGCUUCUGCUGCCCCUCGGGGCCCCCCAGGGCGCACUCCUUCUCAGCCCGGCCCGGGAUGCAGAUGCCGCCGCAUCUCUUACCACGCUGCAGAGGCGCUUGCUCGUUCCGCCUCCUCCUGGGCGCACCGCUCCUCACCAGAGGUGGCUGCAGGGCAGUGGAGCCGGGUGCAGAAAGCGGCGCGUGCCAAGACGCAGCCCUUGCAGCACAGGGGUGCAGGGACACGCGCUUGUGCCCAGCAGGAGUGCACCCCCGAUCCCGAUCCCGAUCCUGCUCCGCCUGUCUCAGCCCCUUCCUCCCCGGGUUUUCCACCCGCCCCAUUGGCUCCGCGGGGAGUGCCCGCCCCUCGGCCCGCCCCUCGCCCCGCCCCCUCGCGCACUUCCUGCUUCGCAAGUUUGCCUCCCGCGGUCAGGGUCACGCGGGGCCGGGCUGGGCCCCUGCAGCUGCCCCGCCGUCGCCCCGCGCCCGCCUGCCCGCCGGCCUGGCCGCCCCCGGCCUGCGCCCGGCUGCCCCCGGGGGGCGAGGCGGGCCGAGGAAGCCGUCCUGGAGGAGGAGAGGUCGGGAGCCGCAAGAUGAAGCUGGAGAAGUGAAGGCGGCGGCGGUGUCAGGGUCCAGCCCACCCUUCGCCAUGAGGCCGCGCCGGUUCUACAUUUCCAUCAAGGACUUCGCCGGGGGCGUGGAGGUGUGGGUCCCCCAGGGCACCCUCCUGAGCCAGGCUGCACCGCUAGAGGAGGCCCCGUCCCGGGACCCUACCUUCAGGGCCCAAGUGCUGGAUACAGAGGAGAUGGUGAAGGUGCCCUCCAAAGCGGUGCUGGAGCUGAGCGAGACCUACGCCAGGCUGCUACAGGCGGUCACCAACGGGGAGGAGCGGCUGGGGCUUUUCAAGCAGGAGGAGCUGCUCCGACGGCUCUCAGUCCUGCGCCGGGGGGACCAGGUCCGGGUCCAGAUCACCUCAGCGUCUGGGGAGAAAGUGAGAGGUGUUGUACGCUACCGGGGACCCGUGAGCAAGAACAGAGAUGAAGCUGGGAUCAUCUUUGGGGUGGAAUUGGUGGGGUCAGCAGCUGGGAAGGGCUUCACAGACGGGUCCUUCAAAGACCAGAAGUUUUUCUCAUGUCGGGAGAAUUGCGGGGUCUUUGUCCCUGUGAGUCGGAUUGAACCAGAUGAAGGCAGCCCCCCAAGGCCCCGCUGGGGCAGCAGCAAGGCUCGCAACAGGUUGCAGCAGGUAGAGGAUGACCCCCUGAGGUCCCCUUCUUUGGAGCUCGGUGACCGUGUCUUCUUCAACAUGGAUGACAGCCGUCCUACAGGCACCGUGAUGUUCUGCGACUACCUGCCGGAGAAGGAGCAUGCUGGCAUCUUUGUGGGCAUCCACCUGGACCAGCCUAUUGGUUCGUGGGAUGGUGUCUUCAAGGGUCAUGCCCUCUGCCAUUUUCCUUCCCCAGAGCAUGGACUUCUCUUGCCGAUCUCCAAAGUAUAUAAAGAAAAGAUUGAGCAUAACCCCAAGGCCUCAAUAGAUAACCCCUCUCUAGGGUUUCCUGAAGACCCACCAUGUUCCCCGUCCAUCCGGUAUCCACCCAGGAUAGAACAGCACUCUCCAAAGGGGCCCCCAGCCUCACUCACCUCCAUAUUUGUGGACAAGGACAAGGGGGAGAAGGAGAAAGAGCCAGAGGAGAAUGAUGAAGAGAAGACGCUUGUGAUUCCACUGGAAAUCUACUCCAUGGUGGAGGUGCACGAUCCUCCGAUAUAUGGGGUCAUCCGGUGGAUUGGAAACCUACCAGAAGUGGGAGAGACCAUUGCUGGCUUAGAGCUGGAAGAGCCACUGGCCUCAAGCUGCACAGAUGGGAGUUACCGAGGGACGCGCUAUUUCCAGUGCCCACCAGACAAGGGCUUUUUUGUGAAGCUGCGCCACUGCCGUCCAGACUCCCGCUUUGGGGUACCCCAGCCCCUGGAGAACCCUGUGCUGCGCUGCAACUCACUAGAUUUCCGCAUCUAUGCCAGCGAGCGGGUGCUGGAGAACACCCCUCCAGCACUGGGGGAGGAAGGGGGCCAGCGGCUUACCGGCUGGAAGAAGGGGAUUCAGGGUCACUGCAACUCCUGCUACCUGGAUGCCACCCUCUUCUGCAUGUUCACCUUCAGCUCAGUGCUGGACUCCCUGCUUCUGCGCCCUGCAGACAAGAACGAUGGAGAAUCCUAUGUGGAGACCCGGGACCUGCUGAGAACCGAGAUUGUCAACCCCCUGCGCAAGCACGGCUACGUCUGUGCCACCAAGGUGAUGUCCCUGCGCCGGGUGCUGGAGGCUGCUGGAUCCUCUCCGGGCUUCACCUGCGAGGAGAAAGACCCCGAGGAGUUUCUCACCCUGCUAUUCCGGGUGCUGAAGGGCGAGCCACUCUUUAAUAUCCGGUCAGCAGACAAGGACCCCCAGGGCUGCAUCUUCUACCAAAUCUUCAUGGAGGGGGCCCUGCCCGGGGUGACUCAGGGGGUUCCCACAGUGCAGCAGCUGCUGGAGGGCUCCCUGGCCACCGGUGACCUCAAGUUCACGGAGGCCCCCUCCUGUCUGAUCCUGCAAAUGCCCCGAAAUGGGAAGGACUUCAAGGCUUUUGCCACCAUCCUGCCUAGCCUGCAGCUGGAUCUCACAGACCUGCUGGAGGAUGCUCCCCGGGAGUGCUGUAUCUGCCAGGAACUGGCAGUGAGUGAAUGUCCCCAGUGCUAUGGGGACCCCCACAUCACAGCAGGCAGCACCCGGCAGUACUGCAGUGUCUGCUGCCAGCAGGUGGCCAGAAUGGCUUCAACAUCCCACGGGUCACCCCAUGUCCAGAGGUGGCCGACUACCUGGAGAUGUCCCCCAAGGAGCUCCAAGCUCUGGACCCCAAGUCCCUUCCCCCUUGUGCCCGACGCCUGCUCUGUGAUGCUUACAUGUGCCUCUACCACAACACUGCCCUUGGGUUUUACAAAUAAACCCUUCCCUCCAGCACUCUGCAGGGAAGGAUACAGAAAGAAGCACUAUGAAACUCAGGACUGCCACUCAGGGAAGGCUAAAUGGACUUUAUUAUCAGGACUUUCAUUACCCUGCAAUGAAACUGUGCCAUUAAGGAACUGGUGUGAAGUAUUUGGUCACUUCAGUCAGCUUGUGGUACCCCUUAAAGGGGUGUUCCACUGUACCCUCUCCCCCCACCACUGAUCUGUUCCAUUGUGGACAUCCCUUCCACCCCAGGUCCGUUGUACUGUAUCUUCUAGCCCACCCCUUCUGCUGCUCAUUUGUAAAACUAUGCAAAAAGGGAGAGGGACAGGGAGAGAAACCACUUUUGAAAAAUUUAUUUUAAAUAAAGUUGCACUUUAUUUUGCUA